Messenger RNA from Brachypodium distachyon (stiff brome), 1283 nucleotides. RefSeq lists its product as uncharacterized. Lineage: Eukaryota; Viridiplantae; Streptophyta; Magnoliopsida; Poales; Poaceae. The record is from RefSeq and is a predicted model, not a curated record. The transcript is spliced from 13 exons. The coding region runs from base 157 to 1086 and encodes 309 amino acids.
AGAAGCCCUUGCUCCAAAAUAAACAAAACUCACGGCGACGCGAGCUUUCCUAAUAAACUUCCAAUAAAAUAAAUCAAUAAGGAGCGGCGGAAUCGACGAUCUCGCCGCCGGUGCUCGUUCCUCUGCUCGCCGCCGCAAAAAGGGGCUAGCUUCACCAUGGUGCUCGGCAACAUCGCCAUCCUCCUCGGCUCAGGGUAUCUAGGUACAAUUCUCACAAGCGACGAAGGGUCGAAAGUCCCAAUCCUUGGGGGCUUGCUUUCUGGCGCCGCCAAGUUUGUGAGCCAGGACGGUAAGGAGGCAUCGUCGAACAAUGAUCAACAUACUGCUCAGCUCAUGUCGCAGGUGGACCGUCUCAGAGAGGAUCUGCGACGGCAUCUAGGCUGCAGAGAGGUGACAGUUGUCACGACUAGAUCAUCAGGCCCCGGUGCUCUUACCAUAACUGCAGUUGUUGCUGCUGGUGUUAUCGGCUAUGCGUACAUAAGGUGGAAGGGCUGGAAAGUUUCAGAUUUCAUGUGGGUGACAAAGCGUGGUCUGUCUGAUGCUUGCAAUGUGGUUGGCAACCAACUAACUGAAGUUUCAGACAGUGUGCAUGUUGCCAAGAAACAUCUAUCUGGAAGAAUUGACCGUGUGGAUGCGAGUUUGGAUGAAGCACAAGAGAUCAUUGAAGGAACAAGGGAUGAGGUUGCAAUAAUCCAUGAGGACCUGAGCACGUUCCAGCGAGAGCUACAAGAAGUUAACCAUACAGUUCAAAUCUGGGGGUCAAGGCUUAGCAGUAUCGAAGACACCCAAGAUCGAACUGUGCGUGCAACCGAAGCUUUGGUUGGGUUCGGCCAACAAAUGGAACAUGACCAGAAUGCCAACAUUCGCCAGGUCUCGUCGUUCCUUCCAGCUCCAGGACCUUCAGAGCAAAAUAGCAAGAGGCAGCUGCCACCACCACCUCCUCUAGCCGUGCCAACAGUUCCGUCAGUGGCCAAAUCAAAGCCCACUGCAGAGGAAAGCCAGGAGAAGCACGGAGCCUCACCUGAAGCGAGCAUGAGGUGGAAGCUACCUGGCCUUAGCUUUCUAAGGACUUCAUCCAAUAUCUAGGGAUUUUUCUUUUGUACAAACCAUUAUCUGUACUUGACACAUGAUUGUGUGUGUGUAAAUAAGUAUUCUUCCUUCUUGCUGUGGUGAUCUGAUUAUACAUUGUGUCCAUGGUAGAAUAAUGAUUAAAUCGACUGAUGCGUUUAGGCAUGAGUGUACAUUCCUGUAUGGAUCCAGUUUUUACUACCUCAAUUCUCUUA